CAUCCACAGUGCAAGCAGCAGAUACACACACGACACGAGACACACGAACAAGACAAGCAACCCACAAGAAGCAAGAUGGCAGCGAGGGCAGCAGGACUUGUGAACAAGCUUAAGCUGGCGGCCACAGACAUGGCUCUGAUGGCCAAGCCCGCGAUGCAGACGUACGGCAGCCUCGCCAUGCGCGAGCUCGGACCACCCAGCCCUGCCCAGUGGCCCACAAUUCAGAAGGAUCUUCAGGGUCUCGUGAAGAGCGCAAAAAGCCUCAAGUUCAUCAACGUCAGUGUGAAGGAGGCCGUCACCGGUGCCCUCCUUGGCGCUGAGGUCCUCUGCUGGUUCUACGUUGGCGAGAUCAUCGGCCGGGGCAGCAUCAUCGGCUACAACGUUUGAGCGCUCGUUGCAACCGUCCUUAUCCCCCUCACCCUUCUUUGACCUUGGCUCUUUCUGUCACUGUGUGUGUGUCUGUCUGUCGGUCUGUCUGCCUGCCUGUAUGUGUGUGUGUGUGUGUGUCUGUCUGUCUGUGGCGUUGAUUCGAGCUGAUUCCUUCUGGUUAGCAGCAGUCCCUCCCCUCUUUCCCUUCUCUUCUUUGUGCAUCAGUGUCAUGACAGUACUCGCGUGCCACUGAACGCACUAGUUCCACCACCCGUGUUCGUUUGUCUUGUCCUUGCAGCGUCAUAGACAGCAGUGUGCCGCUGCCGUGUAUUCUGUCAUCACUGGGGCUUGUGUCGACCUUGACAUGGGCAGCACGGCCUCAGUGGUUGCUUGUGUCAGCUGUCAGGUGGCGUUCGCUGUCGUUGAUGGUUGGUGUAUAAAUGGUGGAACAAUCGAGCCUCCUCGUGUACAGACAACAGCACCAGG
This is a messenger RNA of Salpingoeca rosetta, 855 nucleotides long. RefSeq lists its product as uncharacterized. Bases 76 to 387 code for a protein of 103 amino acids. The transcript has 4 exons. Gene Ontology annotation, molecular function: proton transmembrane transporter activity. Gene Ontology annotation, biological process: proton motive force-driven ATP synthesis. The record is from RefSeq and is a predicted model, not a curated record. NCBI's taxonomy places the organism in Eukaryota, Choanoflagellata, Craspedida, Salpingoecidae.